ACCCUUCAGAAAACACCUUCAUCCCGCCAAUUUACUUCUGUAGUAUUUCUUUUAGCUCAAGUUUAAUUAAAUUUUAAACACUAAAGAAUAAAUUAAAGAGAGUAUUAUUAAAUAACCUCACCUGGUGUUGAUUAUAAAUAGGUAAAACAACUCGUUUAUCAAAUCAUUCAAAAUGCCGGCCAAACGAGGCAGACCAAAGAAGCAGGGAAAUGAUGCAAGUCAGGAAAAUGAAGAAAAGAAGGAAACAACCCAAAAAAAGAUGAAAAGAGAUUCAGAUUCAGAUGAGGAAGUUAAAGAAGAAGAGCCUGCAUCGAAAAAAGCUAAAACAGAAACAAAGGACACCAAACCAAUGGUGAACAAAACUGAUUCAGACUUGAGUACAAUUGAUUUCUCAUGCAAAAAACUUAAUGCGGAUGGAGAAGCUUAUAAUAUUAAAAUUUGUUCCUGGAAUGUGUCUGGCAUUAGGGCUGUAAUUAAAAAAAAUGGAUUCAAAUACAUCAAAGAAGAAGAUGCGGACAUUGUUCUUUUGCAAGAAGUAAAAUGUAAUAAUGCUAGUUUACCAAAUGAAGUUAAGUUACCGGGAUAUGAACGAUACUUUUUGGACAGUAAGAAACAAGGAUACUGUGGCAUGGCAUUUUUCUCGAAAAUUAAGCCAAUUAAAGUGAUUUACGGUUUGCAAAAUUCUAAUUUUGAUCACGAGGGUAGAAUUAUCACAGCAGAGUAUGAAAAUUUUUACGUAAUUAAUGUCUAUGUCCCUAAUUCUGGCAGUAAAUUAGUAAAUUUACAGAAGCGAUUAGAUUGGAACAUGACAUUUAAAGAACACGUGCUAAAAUUAGACAACAAAAAACCAGUUAUCAUUUGUGGAGAUAUGAACGUUGCCCAUGAGGAAAUAGAUUUAACGAAUCCGAAAACAAAUACAAAAAAUGCUGGUUUCUCGCCUGAGGAAAGAGAAGGAAUGACAGAAUUUCUCAAGGAAGGUUUUGUCGAUACAUUCAGAGCAUUGUAUCCCGAUAAGACAGGCGCUUAUUCGUUUUGGUCGUAUUUUAGAAAUGCGCGUGACAAAAAUAUUGGAUGGAGACUGGAUUACUUCAUUGUUUCCGAACGCAUUAAAAAUAAGAUUUGUGAUAACGUGAUGAGAGACAAGGUUUAUGGAAGUGAUCAUUGUCCUAUUAUUCUCUAUGCUACUUUGUAAAUCAUUGUUUCACAAUGUCUUUGUGUUUCAUAGUUUCUAAUCCAUAUUUCUUCGAAAUGUUCUUUUUAAUUUUGUAAUAAAAACAAUAAAAUUGGCAAAGUCCUAUAAUA
Leptopilina heterotoma is the source of this 1302-nucleotide messenger RNA. RefSeq names its product exodeoxyribonuclease (gene Rrp1). Gene Ontology annotation, biological process: base-excision repair. Gene Ontology annotation, cellular component: nucleus. The record is from RefSeq and is a predicted model, not a curated record. NCBI's taxonomy places the organism in Eukaryota, Metazoa, Arthropoda, Insecta, Hymenoptera, Figitidae. Bases 173 to 1192 code for a protein of 339 amino acids. Gene Ontology annotation, molecular function: double-stranded DNA 3'-5' DNA exonuclease activity; DNA-(apurinic or apyrimidinic site) endonuclease activity; endonuclease activity. The transcript is spliced from 7 exons.